This is a messenger RNA of Diaporthe amygdali, 426 nucleotides long. RefSeq lists its product as uncharacterized. The coding region runs from base 1 to 426 and encodes 141 amino acids. NCBI's taxonomy places the organism in Eukaryota, Fungi, Ascomycota, Sordariomycetes, Diaporthales, Diaporthaceae. The record is from RefSeq and is a predicted model, not a curated record. The transcript has 2 exons.
AUGGCCGAGUCAGAUGUGAGCACUCAAGCCUCCUGCCGCCUGGCCUCGGCCGAGCUGGAGUGGAUCUCAGGAGUUGUCACGGAUAGUCGCCGUGGCGUGUAUGGGGAUGACUGGAGUCGUAUGGACCUUGCUCGUAGCGAUUCCGAAAUCCCACUGCAGAAGUCUCUCGUAUUCUUGAAGAUGCAGCCACUCGGCGAGCGUCCGUGCCGUCAUAUUGGCUGGGAUCAUCCGCCUGCAUGCGUGGGCGGUGUCAAGGGUAAGCUUGCGACGAAAUGUGGAUAUUACUCCAUAGACGAGAAACAGGAACCAACUGCCGCCCAGGCCCUGCCAGGACAUUCGCAACACCACUCUGGUGGCGAUACCUGUGAUGAGAACGGGCUGUCAGGUUGCAUGUCGCUCUACACGUGGAGAUGUUUCGUGUUUUAG